UUUUCCCAUCGCCUUAAUCCAGAGUCAGACCACCCUGUGCUGCACAUUCACAACGAACAAUUGAAGCCAUUGUCGAAAGCCCACGAUACUUCCAUCGGCCGAGUGAUACCUUCAUCGAAAAAGUCAACCAGUCCGAGUCCCAUACACCAAAAUACUCCGAUUGGGCGUCUAAUUACAUCGCAUCGUCAUCUCUUCUCGAUAGACGUCACUCAACAUGGCCGUAUUCGACAGCAAAAAGUUCCAAUCCUCGGCGGCGACUAACACCUUCGCCGCCAAGUACCGAGCGCAAAUGGCCAAGAGGCCAUUCCUCCUAUUCGGUCUGCCUUUCGUGGCCGUUAUGGUCGCCGGUUCCUUCGUCUUGACGCCAGCUACAGCGAUCCGCUACGAAAAGUACGAUAGAAGGGUGCGACAGGUCACCAGGGAUGAGGAGCUGAACAUGCGUCGGUCAGCACGCAAGGUGGACAUGAAGGAGGAAUACUACCGACUUGCGGCCAAGGACAUCGACAACUGGGAGCAGAAGCGUGUCAAGCGAUUCGCCGGCGAACAUGAUGGCAUCAUUGGCGAGUAGAGAAGCCAUCACGAUACGCCUUGCAUCUCGAUCGACUUGAAGGCUACGAUGCGUUGGUCCAACUUCGAAAUGCCGGGCUUGUCAACAUGCGUGCAUCGAGAUGAGAUAAAGAAACGCGUCCAAGAAAAAAAAAACCUUCAAGCAAGGAAGUUUGUUGUUCAUCGAUCGCGGUCACGAUCCAUUGCGGCCAACUCCCUCGCUCAGAGUCUCAGCCCAGGCAAGAACGCGACCGCGGCAAGGCGCUUGUUGUGGCAGAAUUGUUGACGAAAGAAUGUGCACAUCUUCAUCUCGGCAGCGUCUGACCUUGAUCAAUGCGCACAAAAACAAUCAGCCACUUCGUGCCCAAUCCCCCAAGCCACCAAGGGUUCAAGACCAGCUAAGCGUUGCCUUCAACGUCACUUCCGAACCCCGUUGUCAAUCAUUAUCUGGCAGGUCUCAUGCGGCCGCAAUGGCUGCCGUGGAACGGGACGGGAGGCAUGCACAAGAAGAUCCCUAUUAGGGGGAGGCGUCGGACCGUCGUUAUUGGGACAACCAAGAUGCACAACAUCAGGGCGGCUCCCUUGGGCGCUUGCACGCGGGAUGACGCACCCACGGGUCGAUCUGGGGUGGCCGCACUCACUGCGGCCACUCCCUGUUGAGUGUACGAACAUGAAACAACUGUCUUGAUCUAUCAGAGACACGAUUGAGAAGCUGGGAACUUAGAAAAAGUUGGUGUUAUUGUUAAGCUUGGUGCUGGUGAACCAAGCCCCUAUGCACCGGAAGAGUGACGGAGCGCAUGCUGUCUCCCUUGGUCGCCUCACAACGCGCUACACGCGAAGGCACAUUCCAGGCACAGGCUGACGCUCAAGUACAACAUCAUGCAUGUAAAGCAAGUCUCAAUCGAUAUCAACUAGUAGCGUGGGAAUACCAAAAUUUGGGUCAUAGAGCGUUCUUCGGCAUAUAAGCUGAGUGCUCACAUAUUCAAUGCGCAAGACAGCGGCGCCUGCCCUGCAUCCUCUGGCCAUCGGAAGCCACUGCUUGGAUCUAACGACGACAAUGGAUGAAUGAGGCCCCAUCACGAUCGAGGUGCUGUCGUUCUGAACGAACUACUGGUGAUAUGCAACGGUUUCCUUGUCACACGCAUCAACUUCAGCCUCUGCCGAACGAAAGCUGUCAAGCAAGCCACUGCCCUAGCGCGGGAAGGGGUGGCUGUUCCGUUUCAAAACGUCUUCGUGUUCUCAUCGGUUGAUCAAGUCGCACCAUGAAUCCAAGAGAGAUGAGGAAAGAAAAAAAAAUGCCCGGAUAGAAACAUUCGCAUAGGUCACUCAAGGGCCAGUGGCGAAGAUGUCACAGAAAGAUUCAGGAGGCCCAGCGUCUCAAGACGGGGAGUUGGUACCGCGGUCGAGGGAAACCAAAAAGAAGAAGCCUUGUCGAUCGGGAUCGACGGGGCAUUGCCAUGCCGUCACUUCGUUCCCACCACGCCCCCAUAGUAUGAGCCCGGC
Colletotrichum scovillei is the source of this 2049-nucleotide messenger RNA. RefSeq names its product cytochrome c oxidase assembly protein cox-16. The transcript is spliced from 2 exons. Bases 215 to 568 code for a protein of 117 amino acids. The record is from RefSeq and is a predicted model, not a curated record. NCBI's taxonomy places the organism in Eukaryota, Fungi, Ascomycota, Sordariomycetes, Glomerellales, Glomerellaceae. Gene Ontology annotation, cellular component: mitochondrial inner membrane. Gene Ontology annotation, biological process: mitochondrial respiratory chain complex IV assembly.